UUGUUCCUGUUGAUGCUGGGGUCUGCUUGUUUACUCUGCAGAAUACAUCGUUGUAGUCGCAUACAUGCAGUAUUUUGGCUAAAGUAAUGCAGCCUUGAUGUGCCGUUCGGUGUCGAUUAAUUAUGCCAUCUUGCCGCAUGCUACCGAGAUAAAUGCUUGGUUUCAAACGAGCUGGCCAUGGAGAAACUAUGAGGCCUAAGCAGGAAAACAGAGGGGAAGUGUCAAAUAGGACGAGAUGAACUGAGCAAAUAACAGGUAUGUCAUCCCAGCCUCAGGCAUUUUCCUCUCCGUCAGUGUCAUCUAGUGGCUACAGCCGCUCCAAGCGGAUGAAGGUGGAGACCUGUGGAUGGGAUGUGAGCAGCCAAUCAGCAGAGAACAGCUUCUAUCUACAGAGCCCAAGCCAAGCGAACACAUCCUCGUCAAGCCCAACAGCCUCCGGCUUCAACUCCAGCAACUACAACCGCCAGCCUCUCACCGCUUCCAACCUGGUGUUCCCACUAACGGGGGCGGGGAGUGGCACCUCCCGGGAGCAGGCGGUGGUCCGUGCAGCAGACAGCACAGGCAGUCUCCCCGGGGGUCCCUCCUCAUCCUCAUCCUCAUCUUCCUCGUCGUCCACGAGCCAUCGCACCAAAGAUGUGGCCUCCUCCACCACCCGGCAGGGCGAGGCUGGCCAUCAAAAGCCGCACAGCCGCAAGCGCAAGAGCGAAGAGGUGGACAGCAGCGACAGCGUGCAGAUCCUGGAGGAGCUCUCGGCUCCGGUGCUCUCCAACCGUGUGGCUGGCCGGGCAGGCGCGGCGGGCGGAGGCACCACCACAGCCCAGUCCAUCGCCCACUCCACCUCCACCACCAAGAGCAGCAACUCCCACAGCGAGGGGGACUACCAGCUCGUGCAACACGAAAUCCUCUGCUCUGUGUCCAACAGCUACGAGGUGCUGGAGUUUCUCGGCCGAGGCACGUUUGGGCAGGUGGCAAAGUGCUGGAAACGUGGCACCAAUGAGAUUGUGGCCAUCAAAAUCCUAAAGAACCACCCUUCUUACGCCCGGCAAGGACAAAUUGAGGUGAGCAUUCUGAGCAGACUCAGCACCGAGAACGCCGACGAGUUCAACUUUGUGCGCUCGUACGAGUGCUUCCAGCACAAGAACCACACCUGCCUGGUGUUCGAGAUGCUGGAGCAGAACCUCUACGACUUCCUCAAGCACAGCAAGUUCAGUCCCCUGAUGCUGAAGUGCAUCCGGCCCGUGCUGCAGCAGGUGGCCACGGCCCUGCUGAAGCUCAAGAGCCUGGGCCUCAUCCACGCCGACCUCAAGCCCGAGAACAUCAUGCUGGUGGACCCCAUCCGCCAGCCGUACCGCGUCAAGGUCAUCGACUUUGGCUCGGCCAGUCACGUGUCCAAGGCCGUGUGCUCUACUUACCUGCAGUCGCGGUACUACCGUGCUCCAGAGAUUAUCCUCGGGCUUCCCUUCUGUGAGGCCAUCGACAUGUGGUCACUCGGAUGUGUGAUUGCUGAACUCUUUCUGGGUUGGCCUCUCUAUCCCGGAGCUUCGGAAUAUGACCAGAUUCGCUACAUCUCCCAGACCCAGGGCCUUCCAGCUGAGUACCUGCUGAGCGCGGGCACAAAGACCAGUCGCUUUUUCAACAGAGGACCAGACUCCAGUUAUCCUCUCUGGAGGCUCAAGACGCCAUCUGAACAUGAGGCUGAGAUGGGAAUCAAAUCCAAGGAAGCUCGUAAAUACAUCUUCAACUGCCUGGAUGACAUGAUGCAGGUCAACAUGACUAGUCUGGAGGGGACGGACAUCUUGGCAGAGAAGGCAGACCGGCGGGAGUUCAUUGACCUGCUGAAAAAGAUGCUCACGCUGGAUGCUGACAAGAGGAUCACGCCCAUGAAGACGCUGAACCACCCCUUUGUGACCAUGACCCACCUGCUCCACUUCCCUCACAGCUCACACGUAAAGUCCUGUUUCCAAAACAUGGAGAUCUGCAAGAGGCGGUGCAGUGCCUUUGACAACGGGAAGAAUCUGUUCGCCUCCAACAACACACCCAGCGCUGCCACAAACCUCACAGUUACCUUCAGCAGCCAGCUCAAUCAGCACAACCAGAUGGCCUCCACAGGCGGACAGUCUCUGUCUCUGAGCAGUAACAUGCCUCUGCUGAACUACCAGCCAGGCUUGUACCAGCAGGCCACCAUCAACAUCCCAGGCCUGGCUCAACAGAGCGUGCCCCUGCAGGGGCGCCCCACACAGCUGUGCCCCCAGAAUGAGCCCUUCCAGCAGACCCUCAUUGUCUGCCCCCCGACCAUCCAGGGGCUUCAGACGUCUAAUAAGCACACUGGCUACCCAGUGAGGAUGGACAGCUCUGUUCCCUUGGUGCCCCAGAACCAGUCCUCUCAGCCGCUGCACAUUCAGCCGGGCAUGCUCACACCGGGCUUCUGUAACCCACUGAUGGUAGCCACACUGCAGCCGCCCGUGGCAGGAAUGGGCCCCCUCUAUCCGGCGGUCCCUCUUGCGCUGGAACACGAGGCCGGCUGGCCCGGCAGCCUGGAGCAGAGGGCCACUAUGCUGCAGACCUGGCCAGCAAGCACACAGCAGAUUCUCAUCCCCUCGGCUUGGCAGCAGAUGCCAGGCAUGGCUGUCCAUAGCUCUGGUCAGCAAGUGGUUGGCGAUUCCUCCAUGGGCCCAAUGUUCUCAGAUGGAGGACAACAGAAUGGCAGCUGGAGGAAUCGUCACGGUGGUCACUUUGAUAGCAGCCAGCAGGAAGCUGGAGGGCGUCACAUGACCCAGGCCGGCGGCCCAAACCUAAACAUGGGCACCUCUCACGGCAGAGUCCAGCAGAGCGGAGGCAAGAGGAGCAAGGCCAGACACACAGAGAGCCGAGCCAGGCCAGUCUCCUCUCUACAGCCUGCUGCUACUGUGGUUCACAACCCUGGAUUCAAUGGGGACCAGUCUCAGCCAAUCAUCAUCUCUGAUACUCCGAGCCCAGCUGUCAGCAUCAUCACCAUCCACAGCGACACCGAGGAUGAGGAUGACAGGAAGUUCCCACCGGCAAGUGUGGACCAGAGGGCCAACGUCAUCAGCUGUGUAACAGUGCAUGACUCCCAAGACUCUGACUCGUCCACCAGCAGUCCUCUGAGUCCCAAGCGGCUGCCCAGCUUUGUGGAGAGCUCCUCCCACCUCUCCAAGUCCACCGCCGUCGUCAUGCCCUCUGUGAAGACCCAGCCUGGGGAGAGCACGAGACAGGAUCCAGCUACUGACGCCUCAGGCAGGGCUAAGAAAGGUACAGCAGCACAGUCCAACAGAUCUGGAGCCUCCAGCAGUGAGCGUCACCAAAGAAGAGCACCCAGCCGAACCCAACCCCUCAACCUGAGUCAGGUCCAGCAGGCAGCCCUGUCGUCUCAGGAGUGCUCUGAGAAUGGCAGCAGCAGCAGCGCACUCCGCCGGCAGCCCUCCUUCCCGCCCACCACCACCAGUGCCGCCAUCACCUCGUCCUCCUCGGCCUACCGGCUCCACGAGGCGUCGCUCUUCAGCUCGGCGUCCAACCUCUACGCCUACCCGGCGUCCACCGCGCUCGCCUCCGUCUCGCAGGCCGUGGACCAGCUCCACGCCGCGGCCUCGUCCUCCUCCGCCGGCCGCCACGCCCGGGCCUCCGCCGCGGCCGCCGGGCCGUUCUCGGCCUCCCUCAGCCUCCUGCAGAAGAACAACAGCCUGGGCCUCAUGGCUCAAGGGGCGGCGCAGUACCAGCAGCACCAGCAGCAGCAGCAGCAGGCUCAGGCCUACAGCCGCUCCAGCACGGCCCAUGGGCCCUACCACCUGAACCAGAGGAAGCUCAAUCACCAUCAGUACCCCUACCUGUGAUGAGACGGAACAGCAGAGGGGCCAGGCUGGAGAGAGGUGGCAAACGUCAGGUGUCAGAUGUUUCAUAUCACCAACACAUGGUCUGGUUCCUUCUGACAUACACUGUAGGGACACUGGGACAUUUUAGCCAGAAUUUCCUUCUAAAUAUGACUUUAUGAGCAUCAUUCUAUUGGUUUUCUUGUUUGAUUUUUUCCACUCUGCAACUGCUUUUUAAUCAUUUUUAUUUGAUUUAGCCGAAGUGUGCUGUUAGCUUCUGUGUGCUGCUCAUGUAUCAACUGACAAAGCCAAUGUGUCCUUCAGAUUUCAAACGAGUGCUUCCGUGGUGAACUUUGUGGCCCAUCAUUCCCAUUAACCUUGAACAGCACAGCAGGCUUGAGAGCGGAGCAGGAGAGAGUGGUCAGGCAGAGCCAGAGCAAUGGGGGGAGUGAUGUGGAGAUCAUGUCCGUUUCUCUCACAAAACAAAGAUGUCUCUGUGAUUACUUGAGAGUAACUUUAUUUCAUUUAUUAUUAAUUUUUUUUAACCGUAUCUGGCUAAUACUGUAAAAGUUGUAUGUUUCCUGCACUAAGCAUAUUUCCUGAUGAUUUUUAUGUCUUUAUUUCUUCAAUGUUUGUUUUGAUUUGUACAUCAUAUUGCAGCUUUCAUGUUUUAAUCGUGUGUACCGGUAUAUGAUGUGCACUUGGCAAUUGAUUUCACUCUAGAGUUUGAUUUUCAAAUAUUUCAAUGUGAAUAUCAUGUAUUUUGGUAAUUGGUAUGUUACUUUAGAGUAUUUAUGAUGAUGAUUUUAUCGUGCAUCAUUUGAUGCACAUGUUGGUGGCAUGACAGAAAUUUCACACAAGACUUUUACAGAUGGCUAAAAUGUCAGUGGAACUUCAUCGGGAAAACUGAUUAUGGAAGGACUGUGUUGUGUGGAGUGGUGCUGUAUGUGAACUUGUUCCAUGUGUGUUGUAGACUUCAGGUUGGAUAGCUCACACUAAAAUUAAUCAUAGAGGACAGAGUCAUGUGCUACCAACUAAGUGUUUCCUUCAGUUAUACUGACAUUGUAUGGCCGUCAAUGAGUGUAAGAUUGUAUCACCUUUCACUUUCCAAGAGCAAUGUGGAGAUUUGUGAAUCAGUUGCUUUUAGCGUUCAGUAACAAUGUGCAGUGACAGUGGUGUGCAACACAGGAAAUCAGCCUAUGACCUGUAGUCUGUAAUGUAUACAUAGAUAAUAUAAACAUUAAAAAUGUUUUUGUUUUUUUUUAGUUUUCCACUGUU
This is a messenger RNA of Sardina pilchardus (European sardine), 5102 nucleotides long. RefSeq names its product homeodomain interacting protein kinase 1a (gene hipk1a). The coding region runs from base 258 to 3848 and encodes 1196 amino acids. The transcript has 17 exons. The record is from RefSeq and is a predicted model, not a curated record. Gene Ontology annotation, molecular function: protein tyrosine kinase activity; ATP binding; protein serine/threonine kinase activity. Gene Ontology annotation, cellular component: nucleus; cytoplasm; PML body. Gene Ontology annotation, biological process: smoothened signaling pathway; peptidyl-threonine phosphorylation; peptidyl-serine phosphorylation. Lineage: Eukaryota; Metazoa; Chordata; Actinopteri; Clupeiformes; Clupeidae.